Messenger RNA from Patella vulgata (common limpet), 4201 nucleotides. RefSeq lists its product as uncharacterized. NCBI's taxonomy places the organism in Eukaryota, Metazoa, Mollusca, Gastropoda, Patellidae. The record is from RefSeq and is a predicted model, not a curated record. The coding region runs from base 3013 to 4026 and encodes 337 amino acids. The transcript has 3 exons.
AAACUGAUGAUAUAAAUUGAAUUGAUUCUUUUGUGUUGAACAUUAUAAAUCUUACUAUUUCGUUCUAAUGAGCAACCGUUUGUAUCUGGUCUUUUUAUAUGAUGCCAAACUCAAUGAGAUCAAGUACUAAAUGAAGCUAUAAUAACAAGCACCUAUAUUAUGUUCAAAUAGCAGUCACCCAAAGUGCUUUAUACAUGCAUUGUUUGAACCAAGCGGGAUUUAAAUCAAUUUUUGUGUGCUUUUUUUUCGUUUGUAAUGCCACUUAUCGCUUGAGAAGUUCACAAAGGUAAAACAUGUUAGCCAAAUACUUAUUCUUUUUUUUAAUGAAAAAUCAGAUAACCCUAUUUAAAGUCAGCCCUUUUAUUGAGCGGUGUGCAUUAAAACGUUAACCGAUAAUCCAUUCAACAUCUCAACCACCCGUUGGUCUAGAGGGUUGAUUAUGGGCCUCUGUGAGUAAAUGUAUAAAUAAUAACGUUUGUAUAUACAGCAUUUGAAGUCAGGAAUGUACAAUGUUAGAUAGUUUUGUGUACUCUGUAUACAGCAAUGAAUAUAUCACUUUCAACCAAUAACGUAGAAGUAAAUAAUAUAUAAUUUUGAAUGGGGCAUAACUCUAAAAUAUUUAUCCAAUUUCGCCUAAAAGAAAUGGGGAUUCAUGAACUAUCACCAUACAAGUCUUCUGAAAGUUUCAGAAAUAUUUGAUGAAUCUCUGUACAGCCAGGAAAAAAUGGAGGAGGGGAUGGGGGAGCAUUAUAGCGCUAAAAAUCCUAAUCUGACUUUGCCGAAAAGACAUGAUGAUACCCAUCUUGACAUGUUACACAUUUCCGGAAAGUAGACUGUAUGCAUAUAUUAUAAAAUCAUCGUUCCACUUUAUCGUACCACUUCAAGGACUCCACAUGCAGUUCUGGGAUUUACCGUUGAUUUCACUUCUGAACUGAAAACAUGCACUUUCAGUUGAAGGUGUCAAGAUGUAUUUUCGUGCUUCGAGAAUUUUAUAAUAGCUGAACCUUUCCAGCCACAUUUAAAAUACAAGUUCAUCAGUACAAAAGGAGUAAACAAGGCCUACAUUAUAAUCCAAACAUUGAUGUAAACAGGAGUGUGUGUAUUUAAUGAUUUUCUGAUUGGUUGAUAAUAAUAGCAGAAUCAUCAAGGCCAGUUAAUUUGAAUACGUGUCCUGCCCGUGGACGAACCCAGGGGUUAGUGGAGUGCAACGGAAUAAGACCACCGGGGAUACCAGGAACAUCGGAGGAUGAACUCUAUCGAUUUUCGGCGUACCACGCCGUUCCGUUCUGGAGUUCCACCUUUUGUGAAAAAAACCCUUUGCGAUAGAGGCUACAGCUUUUGGCAGGUUCUUGGACGAAGCCUAUUGAUAAUCAGCGUGCAACGAGCUCCCUUUCCGAGUUACCACCCUCUUUUCGAAAACCUUGCGCGAUAGAGGCUAUAGUUUUUAACCCCUAUUGUAAUAAUCGUAUCUAUAAGUGUAGAGAAGGAUUUAAAAAAACGCUAUCAGAAGGAUUAUUUAUCUGAUAUACACACGGAAAAGAUGAUCAAAAUCCUGAGACGACAGAUUUUUCAGAGAACAUACUUCACGUUUAUUUAAAUAUCAAUGACUACAAUUUUGGGUUGACAUUUCAUUCAACAAUUUCUCCAAACAUUUUCAUUAGUCCAGUCGAAGCAGAACAGACGUUAAACACCAUUUCAUUUCUAUUCUUCGCACAGGCGGGGUGACUAUAAUCAUGAUGGCCGAAGACGACAACCCCGGGGUCACGAUAGGAUUGAUUGUUUUAUUUGCCAGUUAGUCGAACCUUAUUUGAUUAGUGUAUUGAAUAAAAAAAGACAUUUUUAUAAAAAAAAUACCAAGAGUUUAUUUCAACAUAAUGUCAUUCGUUAAAUUUUGAAUCAUUCUCGCUUGAAUAUUGUAGGUUGAGUGUAUGAAUUACAAAGAACUUUAUGUUCACAUUCAUACAUGUACAGUAUAUGCAGUCUUUGCCUUUUCUAUCAAUGCAUUCUGCGGGAAAAUACCUUUCUUAACAACAACCUAUCAAGUUUCGAUUUAGAUCGAUAAUAGACAGGAAAUAUUUCUACACGAAUACACAAUAAUAAAAUAAGUAUACUUAAACUUAAAUUCAAUUGAAUUUUCGUCCUGAUCUGCGGACAUUUUGUUUUUGAAAUCGCGUAAAGGUAUCUCUGUGUUUGUCGAGUAGUUAUUGAACCUGUGAUUGGAAUUGGUUAUUAUUGGGACGUCUGCGGUGUAUCUGUUUGUGUUGUAUAAGUGCAUGGUUCACCCUUAUGUUCCCAGAGAAAUGACUAAAAGAAAAAAGGAUGCCUGCUAAUUGUGAAGUUAGAGACUGACAUCGAAAUUUGAUGUUUCCAGAGAAAUAAUUAAAGAGAAAAGGAUGCCUGUUAACCGUGAAGACUUUAAAGACAGUGAAAUUUGGUUGUUUUUGUUAGACGUCACCAUGGAGAUGAACAAAUACACGCCGAAAUAUGUUUGUGUGUUAUAACAUAUUCAUAAGAAUAAAUAGACAUAAAUAUGUCCCCCAAGCAAAAGUAUACCUGUCCGGAAAUGUGCUUCUCGAGAACGGGUCCCAAUAUCUGAGACACGAUAGGAUUGGGUGAUCCAGACGAUGGUUAAUAAAAAUGAAUUGUGUAUUUGUUGAUAGUGAUUAAAAUUCAUACACAGCAUUUUGAAUAUCACAUCUGUUCAAUUCUAAUAUAUUAUCAGUUAUUUGUGGUUUUAAAUGUAGAUAUAAUUAAAUUUGAAAUAUAUAAACAGAUAGCAGUUUUAAGUCCAGAGCCGACCUCCCAUAUCGUAUUCCUCAAUGGAUACAGGCCUAUAUUAAAAAGUAAAAUUCAACCAAGACCGUCAAGCUAGGAUACUUCGACCGUUGCUAUCCGAUAGCUAACAGAAACGUUAUCACACGUUUAUUCAUCGUAUACACAAUGGCAGUUAUGUUAUAAUUGAAUUGCAUUAUACCUUAUCUUAUACUUUAGAAUAGACAACAUUAAUCAAAAAUGCAGUGCUGUAACUAUAUUUCGAGCAGUUCUUUUCGUGGAGAACUAGAUGGGGAGGAAAUAUCUAGGGUACUGAAUGAAGUCAGUAAGGUUGAAGACGCAAAUCUACCAUACUUGAUGUUUAAGGAUAUUGAUACCCACGGGCUGAUUCCUGAUAAUGAAGUGGAUAUUCAGACUUCUGAAAUUUUAGAAUUUAUAAAGCUACCAGAGCAAUCAGAAUUACCGAAUGAAAGUUACCCAAACCAUCUCGGAUCUACUUUGAAAUCCGACACAAAAGCAUAUCCAGAAAUUCUAGAUUUGGAUUUAUACAGAAAUCAAACUUCUCGCACAGGAUAUCCGGAUUCUUGUAUAUCUAACUCUCAUUUUAACAAUAUUCUGAAAGAUUUACAAAUGUGUGACGACAACGCUUGUUCUUUAGCUCCAAGAAAACACUCUGGUUCUAAUCCAGUUAGUGACCCUAGUACAAUAAUUAACCUAUCUUGUGCGCCAAAUAAAACAGAUGAGUCUCACCAAGCACAAGUCAAGAUGGGAAAUUCUCUCAGUCAAAAAUCAGCCGAUACCAAGAAAAAUAUAAUUGACUCUCCAUUUGAGAAUCCCCAAAACGUCACACACAACAGAUCUGUAUUAAGAAAAAGACUGAGUAUUAAAAUAAAAGAAAGGAGAAAACAAGAAGGAAAGGAUGAAUUUAUUCCUGAUUUUAGUUCCAGGCCUACUUUCGAGCCUUCCGAUGAAGAAAAGAGAAAAUCCCAGGAUUUGAAAAUGAGGAACCUAAAAUCUGCCAACAGAAGCAGGGAUAACAUGAAGUUAAAGGUCAAGAAAUUAGAAGAGAGCAUACGCUAUUACGAAGAGAGUAACAGUAAAUUGGAAUCGAAGAUAAAAGAAUAUGAAAUGUUACUUGCUAACAGGAGACAGUGGCUGGUGCGACAUGGUGUUGGUGGAAACAUUGAUCCUAACUCGAACAACACUAUAAACAGAUGUUUUAAAUCCGGGAUAUCAAGCAGUAGCAAAGUAUAGACUUAAACAUGCAUUAUGCAAGAGCUAAAUCUACCUAUUGCAGGUCUUUCUUUGGGUCUGUAAUGUUAUCUCAAUUAUUAAUUAGACAUUAUUUAACUUAUACAGACCACAAUCGACUCUCGAUGCCAUUGUUACCCUGCGAUAUUUAGUGGAUUUGAAUACAUUUUGUGGAUAA